UUACUUCCGGAUCUAGCAGUACGAUACAGGAAGUCGGAAGUGAGAAUUUAGCGGGAGAAGGGAAGGGCGACGCGGAGCCCGGACUUUGUCGGAGCGCCGGGGCGCAGGAGCGCUAACAACCCGCCGCUGCCGCCCUUCUCACGUCGGACCGACUCUGCUGACAGACCCUGACUUCUUGGAUGAGUAGGCACCCCUGGAAGAGUCAGCUGUGUGACAUGGUGCAGCCUAGCAGUGGCCCAGCAGGGGACCAGGACGUGCUGGGCGAAGAGUCCUCUCUGGGGAAGCCGGCCAUGCUGCACUUGCCUUCAGAGCAGAGCACUUCUGAGACGUUCCAGCGCUGUCUGGAGGAGAAUCAAGAGCUCCGAGAUGCCAUCCAGCAAAGCAACCAGAUGCUGCGGGAGCACUGUGAGGAGCUGCAGCGUUUCCAAGGCAGCCAGCGGGAGGAGAAAGAGUUCCUUAUGCAGAAAUUCCAGGAAGCAAAGAAACUGGUGGAGAGACUGAGCCUGGAGAAGCUCGACCUGAGGAGACAGAGGGAGCAGGCCCUGCAGGAGAUGGAGCACCUGAAGAGAUGCCAGCAGAUGGUUGAAGACAAGGCCUCGGUGAAAGCCCAGGUGACGUCCUUGCUGGGGGAGCUGCAGGAGAGCCAGAGUCGUUUGGAGGCUGCCACCAAGGAGCGGCAGGCCUUGGAGGGCAGGGCCCGCGCGGCUGGUGAGCAGGCCCGGCAGCUGGCCAGUGAGCGGGAGGCACUGCAGCGGCAGCACAGCGUGCAGGUGGACCAGCUGCGCAUGCAGAACCAGAGCGUGGAGGCUGCCCUGCGCGUUGAACGCCAGGCUGCCUCUGAGGAGAAGCGGAAGCUGGCCCAGCUACAGGUGGCCUAUCACCAGCUCUUCCAAGAGUAUGACAACCACGUCAAGAGCAGCAUGGCGAGCAGUGAGCGGAACCGAGGAAUGCAGCUGGAAGAUCUCAAGCAGCAGCUCCAGCAGGCUGAGGAGGCCCUGGUGGCCAAACAGGAAGUGAUCGACAAGCUCAAGGAAGAGGCCGAGCAGCACAAGACUGUGAUGGAGACCAUCCCAGUGCUUAAGGCCCAGGCGGAUAUCUAUAAGGCAGACUUCCAGGCUGAGAGGCAGGCCCGGGAGAAGCUGGCUGAGAAGAAGGAAGUCCUGCAGGAGCAGUUUGAGCAGCUGCAGAGGGAGUACAGCAGGUUGAAGGCCAGCUGUCAGGAGUCGGCCAGGAUUGAAGAUAUGAGGAAGCGGCAUGUAGAGGUUGCCCAGGCCCCCUUAGCCCUGGCCCCAGCUUCCCACUCCUUCCACCCGGCCCUGCCCAGCCAGAGGAGAAGUGCCCCUGAGGAGCCACCCGACUUCUGUUGCCCCAAGUGCCAGUAUCAGGCUCCUGAUAUGGAUACCCUGCAGAUACACGUCAUGGAAUGCAUCGAGUAGGGUCACUUGCUGAUGACGAGCUCAGGACAGUGCAAUCCGUGCUUUCCUCUCCCACCUGCCUAGUCCUGAACUACAGGCUAGGUGACAAACAGCAGGCCACUCCUUUGGGCCCCCAGAGCUAGUUGCAGGGCCUUAUGCUUUAGCUCCCUCACCUGCUGGUUUGUCUCCUUUAGGGCACAUGGAGCCCUGGCUAGGCUGAUGCUCUGCUCUUUUUGUUCAUUCUUUCUGCUUGAAACACCUACCUCUGGGGCUCCCUUGUCCACAUCCACUGGAGAAGAUAAGAAUCAAGGCUGGGGAGAUCAGGACGAUCACCCAGGCCAAGCUGGGCAGGAGAGCUCACCCAUACAGCACUGUGGUGCCAGUGCUCCCAUGGAGUGUGUGGGAUUCCAUUUGGAGGCUAUACCACCUGGAUUUAACCAGUCUGUUCCUUAUGGACAUUUGGGUUGUCACCAGUCUUUUUACUGUCAUAAAUAAUGCCACGGUGAAAA
This is a messenger RNA of Manis javanica (Malayan pangolin), 1924 nucleotides long. It is a transcript of the gene IKBKG, whose product is annotated as inhibitor of nuclear factor kappa B kinase regulatory subunit gamma. Gene Ontology annotation, molecular function: K63-linked polyubiquitin modification-dependent protein binding. The record is from RefSeq and is a predicted model, not a curated record. Gene Ontology annotation, biological process: positive regulation of canonical NF-kappaB signal transduction. Lineage: Eukaryota; Metazoa; Chordata; Mammalia; Pholidota; Manidae. Gene Ontology annotation, cellular component: cytoplasm; IkappaB kinase complex; nucleus.